This is a messenger RNA of Suillus bovinus, 453 nucleotides long. RefSeq lists its product as uncharacterized. The transcript has 3 exons. The record is from RefSeq and is a predicted model, not a curated record. Lineage: Eukaryota; Fungi; Basidiomycota; Agaricomycetes; Boletales; Suillaceae. Bases 1 to 453 code for a protein of 150 amino acids.
AUGUCUAACUCCACUUCCAGCAACAAGAAGUCCGCCUGGCAACUCCUCGAAGAGAGGCAGGUGGAAAUGGUAGCCAAAAUUGCGUGGCUCGAGGUGGACACCCGGAGAGAGGCGGAGGAAAAAGAGUGCAAGCACCAGGAGGCGGAAGAGGAACGGAAACGCAUGGAGGAACAGAAGCAGAAGGAUAUUGAGGAGACUCGGAAAAGGUUGGCUGAGUGGGAGCGGAAGCGCCUGAUGAAGGCUAGGGCAGAUAAUGCGUCAGAAUUGUCUGGUCUGGCAGAUCCGGAGGUCGCAUCCCUCGCAUCACACCCUUACCCCAACCUUACUCUCGUCAUACUGGUCAUCCUCGCAUUCCCCUUUGCCCUCUACCUGUCAUUGCAGCAAAGCCAGUACAUCUGGCCAGAUCCUUUUGCUGACAAAGCAUACCCAUGCUCCAUUCCACCACCUGACUGA